AUGAGUGCAACACAAUCUAAAUCGAACAGUACAUCUAGUGACAAUGUCAAUAAUAGACAGUCAUCCAACGCAUCAGAAAAAGCCACCAAAAAUAGGGAAAAGCUAAAACUAAAGGCAAUGGACAGAAGCUUUGUGACAGCGUUGGUCAGGCUAGUACUAGCGAACGAUAAACUAUGUGUCCUAGUGGCGAAAUUACAAUUUGCACUCGAAAGCGAUCCAUUACACCCUCUCUACGAACACCUCGAUCGUGUCCAAACCAUUUUGACAUACCUGUGUGCUGAAAAUCCGGCAACUAAAGAUCAAAUGCGGUCAGAACUAAAACAAAUAACGGCCGAGUACAUCUCUCCUAGACCUAAUGUCCACACUAGUAACUCUCUUCCCAAUCCUAAUACUUAUGCCGAUACAACCGUCACGUCGAAAAGAUCGGCUUCUUGCGAGUCCACGGUCAUUGAGAAACGAUCUUUAAAACGUGUACGUGUGGGACCGUACGAGAAGGUCGUAGAUUUCGGAAAUCUCACAAAAGAAAUGCAGGAAGGUAAUGCAUCGACGAUUCCCAAUGGCCAUGACGGACAAGCGACUUCUUUUACUCCAUUAGCAACAAGGGAACAGCAAUUGCUGCAAUCCAGCCGUAUGCAACGUACUUGUCUGACUUCUGGGCUGAAUGAAAUACAGGAAGAUAAUGUGCCGGCUGUCAGUAAUAGCCUUGUCGCAGAUUUUAUCAGAGAACAACAAUUGCAGCAUUACAGUGGCUUUGCUCCCUAUGCUAAUAGUUUUGGGACUCUUUAUAGCUCUCCGCCAUCUUAUAAUUCGGAUGACAUUGCAUAA
This is a messenger RNA of Paraglomus brasilianum, 825 nucleotides long. Lineage: Eukaryota; Fungi; Glomeromycota; Glomeromycetes; Paraglomerales; Paraglomeraceae. The record is from the annotation of a GenBank genome assembly.